AAACAAAUUUGAAUUGAAAACGUGCUUAUAAUAAGAUAGUAUUUACUUCAAAUAGGUUCCUAUUUGUUUGAUUAAAUAUGUUUGGUUUUAAAAAUGUGAGAAAAGGUGUGAAAGUUAGAGAAUUCACCUUUGAUGCUUUAAAAGAAGAUGAGAAUGUGCUGAAUAAUUUUCCAAUAUAUUGUCUUCAUAUUUUUAUUCCUGGACCUAGAGUUGUGGAUGAAACUUGUACAGAAAAAAUAAUUUCCCCUAAUAAUGUAUAUUUCAUCAUUAAGCAAGUCACUGUGUCUUCACUUAUUAAAGCACCAUUCUUGGAGCAGUUUGUUAAAUGUGGUUCAUUGCAAGCAUUUUCUUAUAAAUCAAAAAUUAGACAAGAAAAUUUUAUAGCAUUGUUACCAACAGGAAAGCUUAUUCUUUAUUUGAAACAAAAUUUUGCUCAGAAUCUACUAAUAAAAAGAGAGCCUUAUCGUGAAGUAAAGAAGUCUAGUAAAAGACAAAGGCUUGACUUUCAGACUUUUGUGAUUGAUACAAAGUUACCAAGUUUUGUUCCGGGGAAAAAACCAUAUAAUUCAAUAUGGUGUGAACUGAACAAGUUGAAUGAUUUCAAAUUUGAUUUAUUGCUCAAGUGGAAUCCAGAAGGAAAUAUUUGCCCACAGUCUGUUAGAGUUUAUUUUGAAAAUGAAGGAUACAAAUGUAUAACAUGUGAAUCACAGCAUAUUUGUAAUGUUAAACCAUCUGCAUGUAUGCCAGAUAUAGACAUUAGUAAGUUUGAUUCUUCUCAUGUUGAUGCCUUAAUGGAAUGGAUUGGAAUGCAAAUUUGUGGCAUCUCUUUGGAACCAGAAAAUUCUGACACGUUUUUAUUUCACGACUCUCAGCAAAAAGAACAUUUAUACAGUGUUGGCAAGAAACCAUUGAAAAUUAAUAUGUAUGAGGGGUUUUUUGAUAUUUUCCAAGUGCGUUAUCUUCUGGAGGAAACAAAGAAACUAUUUGAAGAUCAUUCAGACAUACCUUUUAUUGUUGUAUCUAUAACCGGUUACUUCGAAUCUUUUACUUUUCGUAAGGAAUUGAAGUUCAGUGAAGAAGAUAAAAUGACUACUCUGCUGAUUACUCCAGAUUUAAAAUGCUGGGUCAUUGAUCUCUAACGAACACAAGAACUAUUUAUUUUUUACUAUGUCUGAUGUAAAUAAAAAAGUUAUUUUUAUUAACAGAAUUUAUAUUACACAUAAUU
Molecule: messenger RNA, 1225 nt
Organism: Argiope bruennichi
Lineage: Eukaryota; Metazoa; Arthropoda; Arachnida; Araneae; Araneidae
Product: ribonuclease P protein subunit p40-like
Exons: 8
Coding region: 78-1139 (353 amino acids)
Biological process (GO): endonucleolytic cleavage in ITS1 to separate SSU-rRNA from 5.8S rRNA and LSU-rRNA from tricistronic rRNA transcript (SSU-rRNA, 5.8S rRNA, LSU-rRNA); tRNA 3'-end processing; tRNA 5'-leader removal
Cellular component (GO): ribonuclease MRP complex; multimeric ribonuclease P complex
Molecular function (GO): ribonuclease MRP activity; ribonuclease P activity
Source: RefSeq, a predicted model, not a curated record